Messenger RNA from Pongo pygmaeus (Bornean orangutan), 1382 nucleotides. It is a transcript of the gene CFAP410, whose product is annotated as cilia and flagella associated protein 410. Gene Ontology annotation, biological process: cytoskeleton organization. Lineage: Eukaryota; Metazoa; Chordata; Mammalia; Primates; Hominidae. The record is from RefSeq and is a predicted model, not a curated record. The coding region runs from base 197 to 1075 and encodes 292 amino acids. Gene Ontology annotation, molecular function: protein binding. The transcript is spliced from 7 exons.
CCUUUGCCCCGGCUGCCCUGUGGGCUGGGCCUGGUGUCUGGGGUUGCCAGCAGUCACUGGGACCGAGUCGAAUAGGAGAGAGAACUGAGCUCUCGAGGGCUGAGUCAGGAAACACGUUGGUAAUCAGUACUGGGGGCGGCUGUGCCCAGGGUACUCCUGGCAGGUGACAGGAAGGGACGUGGGUGCGGUGGGACCCAUGCAGGCUGAAAGGCGGGUAAUCUCACUGGGCCAAGGAAGACCAGGAGCUUCCAGAGGGAGCCUGGAGUUGAGGCCUGGGGACUCAGCGGAGUCACUGCGCCGUGUCAACUGGCCGCACCGUGCAGGCGGGCGUGGGGGUCAGCGAGAGCAGAGCGUCCUCCCAGGGGUGUCCCCAGACUGCCCAGAGGGCAGCCGCCUCACAGAUAUCUCCAUUUGCCGGGAGAUGCCCAGCCUGGAGGUGAUCACGCUCAGCGUCAACAGCAUCUCCACCCUGGAGCCUGUGAGCCGGUGCCAGCGCCUGAGCGAGCUGUACCUGCGGAGGAACCGCAUCCCCAGCCUGGCUGAGCUCUUCUACCUGAAGGGGCUGCCGCGUCUGCGGGUGCUGUGGCUGGCCGAGAACCCGUGCUGCGGCACCAGCCCCCACCGCUACCGCAUGACCGUGCUGCGCACCCUGCCGCGCCUACAGAAGCUGGACAACCAGGCUGUGACGGAAGAGGAGCUGUCCCGUGCACUGAGUGAGGGAGAGGAGAUCACCGCCGCCCCGGAGAGAGAGGGCACAGGCCACGAUGGCCCCAAGCCAUGCUUCACACUGAGCUCCCUCAGCUCCGCUGCCGAGACUGGCCGGGACCCGCUGGACAGUGAGGAGGAGGCAACCAGCGCCCAGGGUGAACUUGGCCUGAAGCCCGCUUCCCAGGACCAGUUUCCUUCCUUCUCACCCAGGGAUGCCUCGAGCAGCCACAGGAGCAGGAACGUCCUGACUGCCAUCCUGCUGCUGCUGCGGGAGCUGGACGCAGAGGGGCUGGAGGCCGUGCAGCAGACUGUGGGCAGCCGGCUGCAGGCCCUGCGUGGGGAGGAGGUGCAGGAGCACGCCGAGUGACCGCAGGACCUGAGCGCCGCUCCACCCUCCACGGGGACCCCAGCGUCUUCCCCAGCCCCCGGGAGCUGGAGGGUGGCUGCCACGGCCGCAGCCCCGGACCCACACAAAAGCCUCCCCGGUUUGCCACAUCGGCCGAGGGCAGGAGUGGGUGUUAGGUACUGGCUAACCGGGGUGGUGGAGAUGCCUGUCCACACCAGUCCUGUCCCCAGGACUCCCCUUCUGUGGUCUGGAGGUUCUGGGCUGGCCUGGGCUCCUAAAGGGAGGAUUUUGCAGGCUGUCCUCCCUAAUAAAAGAUUUUCCCAAGGUU